Klebsormidium nitens is the source of this 1606-nucleotide messenger RNA. The record is from the annotation of a GenBank genome assembly. NCBI's taxonomy places the organism in Eukaryota, Viridiplantae, Streptophyta, Klebsormidiophyceae, Klebsormidiales, Klebsormidiaceae.
UACAAUCUAAAAAUUUCAUCAUUGACAAUGACGGGUCAACCCGGAACCGUCAACAUCCUUGAACUUCGCAUCAAGUUGAACCUGGAAGUGCAAGUGAACCUGCAAUUUGCCUGUGCAUUGUGCACGCCCGUGUUGGAAACUCCUGCGUGCUCGGUCAUGCUUGUGGGCUCCCUUGAGGAUGGGCUGGGCAGGAGCUCCAGAUGACCUGUACUGGAGCAGCGGCGGAAGAACCUCAGACACUGGCAACGACCUCUCAGCUGCUGUCGUGGAGAAUGCCCCCAUUGUGGUCCUUUUUGGCUGGAUGAGCUGUGAGCGGAGGCACAUCAGCACUUACACGCGGCUGUACCACGAGUGUGGCUGGGAUGCUCUUGCCGUGCGUCCAGGCACAUUGAACCUCUGGCUUCCAGGGCGGGCCCUUCGUCUUGCUCUCCAAGUUCUUGAUACACUGCUGGAAAGGACCCAGGGUGGUCUCAGGCCGUUGGUUUUCGCUGCAUUUUCCGGGGGCGCCAAGGCGUGUCUGUACAAACUCUGGCAGGUCUUGCUCGACCAGUGUCCAGAAGUGGAUCCAGAAGCUUGUCAGAAGUACCGCCCCCUGCAAAGCUGUAUUGUUGGCCAGAUCUAUGAUUCCAGUCCAAUCGAUUUUGUGUCUAAAAUAGGUGUCCGCUUCCUAAGCCACCCCCCAGGGGGUCAACAAAGCACGGCUCGCUUUCUAGCUGCGAAAGGCACUGCAAUUGUCUUGGACGGCUUGUUCAAAGGACACUUUGAGGCCGACAGGCGGGACUUUUGGCAGACACUGGAAAGGGCAGCGGUCCUGCAACCCCUCCUGCUUCUGUACAGUCGAGAUGACCCGCUGGCCCCGGCAGAGAGGAUCGAUGAGUUUGUCGCAAACGUGCGGAAAGUUGGGGCAGACGUAACAGCGGUUACAUGGCCCCAGUCCCUCCACGUAGGACACUUGCGCCUACACCGUGACGAUUACAGGACUGCAGUAUCCGAGUUCUUGGAAAGGGCAAGAAAGCGCUGGCUGAUGCUGCAAUCGACUCCUCUUGCACAUACGCAAACUGCUUCGAAGAGUGAGACGGGGUUGACCUUUGAGCGCUCGGAGCAAGCCUUAGAAGACACAGACACUGACAACAUUGAAGCUGUUCUGCACGUUCAAGUAGCUAGCGCGCCUUUUAUUAAGCAGUCGUCUUUCGAGCGCAAGGGGCUGCCACGUCCCCGCCUGUAAUUCCUCUUUCCUUCGACCGAAUACUGGACAGCUAAAUCUUUGAACUACUGGAACGAUUCAUUUGAGGCAAGCUGAGGAACGUUCUUGGGGAGGAACUACUUCGCAGUUUGGCGAGCGACUCUUCACGCACUGGCAGCAGGCGCACUUUUACGGCGUCGCCGUCGCUGAUUUCGUUCGAGCAUUCGGAUAUGGAAGGACGCAAGCUACCCAGAGCGACGGUAGUGCUCCCUGUCAAAACCGACAUAAAAAGUCCUAUAAAAAUCAAAAUUGACGGCGUAGUGUAGCACAGCUUUUGGACUUGUUCGCGGCCGGCAAACGCAAUGCCAGUUGCAGUUGAAAGAAGAUUCGCCAGCUCGGCGGCAGGUUCAAUCGGGAUCAGCU